AUAUGUAAAUCAAUUUGUAGCCGACAGAAUCGUACGAAUUAAUUUUACAACUGAUAAAUGAUAACACCGUUCCAAGUGUAAAAAACGCCGGUGGUCUACUUAAACUCGCAGCCCUGAAGCGAACACUGGUUCAGUAAGUUCAGCAGACGACAUCCUGAAACGGUGACAGGGUAGAGCUUCAAUACUGCAGAAGAAUUGGCCGACGCACAUACAUCACGGACUCGGUCACCGGAGUAGAGAUGGUUUAGCAAAACCAACCACUUUGCUCCAACCACGACAAUUGAGACGUCAACGGAAUGAAGGUGCAGGAAGGGUGCAGUGUAGUUCGAGCUUCAGGAUUUAUUUUCUCACCAACGGAGGGCGAAGAUUUCGACUUGUAGGAGAUCCACAAAUACCAAGCAUGAAGAUAUCAUCAUUCACAAGACACACUAAUGCCAUAUCCCUCGUAGUUUUAUCUCUCCUAUUACCCUUAAGCCUAUCCAAGGAGGAGGCGCACUCUAGGCAGAAAAGAAUACUGUGGGUAACAGCCGAUGGUCGGCUGGCUUUACCCCCAGGCACGACUCUAGUCAUCACCCCGUCUCUUUCGUUGCCAUUUGUUCGCUACCCCCCAGAUGGAUUUUUCUCAAACAUGACAGUCAGUCUGCCCUUUACAAUUGAUUUUAACAAACUCGGGUUAACCGAUAAUGAGAACCCCUUUGGCGUUAUCCCCCCUGUUCUGGCCCGUUCCAUGGGCAGAGCAGCCGGUGGAAUUUUAGCAGAUUACGUCGGAAGCUUGCUCGACCACAGACGAAGUAAAAGCAAAAGAUCGAUUGAGGAAACGGCACCACAACCCCCCGAACAAUACAAACAUGCCUUUCACGGAGGCGAGAGAGCACUGUUGUACGUUGUCUUAGAAGAAUUCUUAGAGAAUUUCGGGAUGAACGGAAAAGCCUGUCUUUUGAGGGCUAUUUGUGAAGUGCACGCGCACCCUAUGACAAACUUCGGACUGGUUGGAGAAAUGUUAAAGUUGUUUUUAUCAGCUAGCAAAUCGCCGUAUUCGCAGUUACUUAGCGAAUACGUUGAAGCGGAAAAUGCCGGACGUGGGAAGUCGGGGCCUUCGGAAUGUUGGCCCUACAUGAAAGAUUGUCCCAAGUCUUUAUUCCUUCCCAAGCACAAUCAUUACAGUGAAUCAGAGGACGAAAAUGUGAUCGACGAAGCAAACAAAGUUACCUACAAUCCCACAGUAAAAAAUAUGUAGUGACUCAAAAAUAGUGAUAAAAUUUUAAACGGGUGAGAUUUCAACUAAGUCAAAGACGUGAUGAGCAAUUGAUGUGUACAUAAGCGAAGAAUUGCUCGCAAUAAUUUUAGUGUAUUCGUACGGCAUUAACUUCUAAUGACUGACCAUAAUCAAAUUAUUGUGCUAUAUGAGUGCUCAGUGUAUUAUAGAAACAAUCGCUUGUUGAAGAAUUUUUAUUUAUUUAACUAUUUAUUGUAUCAGAUUAUUUUUAUUUGUACAGUGCAUGAGAACAUGUAAAUACAUUUACCAUAAAA
Molecule: messenger RNA, 1530 nt
Organism: Tribolium castaneum (red flour beetle)
Lineage: Eukaryota; Metazoa; Arthropoda; Insecta; Coleoptera; Tenebrionidae
Exons: 6
Coding region: 401-1237 (278 amino acids)
Source: RefSeq, a predicted model, not a curated record